AUGGCGGACGAGAAGAUGAGGAUUCGUCUUUUGUUUGAGGAUCAACGGAUUUUGAGUAAGAACCAGAAGAAGCAAGGUCUAAAGCGGAGCUGGGUUGUUCUGAAUCCUAAAUCUCAGCCAACGGUUUCAGAGUUUUCCGAUCAUCUCCUUCACACAUUCAGCCUCUAUGAAGCUUGUCCUCAUGGCCUCUCUCUAUCUAUGGAAGGGUUUGUUUUACCGCCAUUUGAGUCGAGCUGUGUAUUGAAGGAUAAAGAUAUCGUUUGUGUUAAGAAGAAGAAGGAAACUUUGUUGGAGAUUGUUGGGGAAGACAGCGAGGACAGUGUUGACAACGGGAUUGAGGUUGAGGACAGGCCUCGGAUUCUUCCUGGUCAAAUACUUCUUGCUAAUGAGGAAUUCCAGAAGGAGACUGGAGGAUACGAAAGUGAGUCUGAGGAAGAUGAGGUUGAAGAGAAAGUGGAAGAGAUUGUGCCAGAGAAGAAGACAUCGAAGAAACGUAAAGCUUCAAGCAAAAGCCUAACCCCCAAGAGGAAGAAGUGUAAGUUAGCUGCUACUGAAGAAAGUCCCGUGGAACAAGAAAACGCAGCUGUGGUACAAAGCAAAGUUGCAAAGAAGAGGAAAACAUUGGAUGAACAGAGAACUGAAAAUGAUGAACAGAAUGAUGCUAAUGCCAAGUCUAUGACCAAGUCAAAGAGGUCCUCGCAACCAGAAGAGAGCAAAGAGCCUAACGAACUGUGCAACAUUUCUGCUGAAGCUAUAAAGAUACCUAGCAGGAGUGCUAGGCGGAAAAAAGCUAAACGGCAAUGGCUGAGAGAAAAGACAAAACAAGAGAAGGAAGAGCUUCUACAGAAGCAGUUGGCUGUAGCACCCAGCCAAAAACCAGCGAUCACUAUAGAUUACCAAGUAACAGAGGAAAAUCACUGUGAAGCUCUUGAAAGUCAACAGCCAGAUGAACAUGGUGAUGCUGACGGGGAUGAAGUGGUUCGUGUGGAAGUGAGGCCAGGCCAUAUUCGCUUUAAGCCGCUCGCUGAAUCAGAUGAAGCUUCCCCUGAAAGUGAACCUCCUAAGGAAAAUUUCUUGUGGAAUGGAAACAUGACAAAGAAGAAAGGCCAAAAAUGGGGCACCGAGAAGACAGGAUUUUCCAAACGAUAUGCUCAGGAUAUCGAUGAAGAUAUCUAUGAGGAAGAGGAACACACUGCUGAAGCAGAGACAUCUGCAAAUGGUCAGAUCGACUAUGAAAAGCUUGUGCCUUACAGUGGCUCAGUAAAGGAAGGAGAUGUUAUCGCGUACCGCCUCAUUGAGCUAACAUCAUCUUGGACACCCGAAAUGUCCUCCUUCCGGGUUGGAAAGAUAAGCCACUAUGAUACAGCCUCCAAGAUGGUGACUUUGAUCCCUGUUCAAGAAUAUCCAAUCGAGAAGAAGAUCGAAGAAGACGACGACGACGAUUCCUCAAUGCAACCUGAUACAUCACUUUACAAAGAAGACGGAUCCUUGGAGAUAGAGUUCUCUGCUCUGCUCGAGGUCCGUUGCAUCAAAACUAGCAGCUCAGAUUCCGCAGAAGUCGCCAAGUCAGCACCGCCCAAGCCUGACCAAACAGCUACAAAUCUAAAGCCGAGCACAAACAACGGUUCUCAAACCCCUGUGAAAGAAAAUGGAAAGUCUAAUAACCCUUGGGAAGAGCUAAGUGCGGCUGUAAGUGCCAAGAAAGCAGAGUUGUCUCAGGCCAACAAUGGCUGGAACAAGAAAGGGAGUUCAAAUGGAGGAUCAUGGUCUUACAAGGCACUGCGAGGAAGCGCCAUGGGUCCUGUAAUGAAUUAUCUAAGACAAGAGAAGAGAACACCAUUUUGCUUUGAUGCUGUGAAAGGCAUUGCUAAGUUUCUAUUCGGGUAA
Messenger RNA from Microthlaspi erraticum, 1887 nucleotides. The record is from the annotation of a GenBank genome assembly. Lineage: Eukaryota; Viridiplantae; Streptophyta; Magnoliopsida; Brassicales; Brassicaceae.